Molecule: messenger RNA, 1353 nt
Organism: Centruroides sculpturatus (bark scorpion)
Lineage: Eukaryota; Metazoa; Arthropoda; Arachnida; Scorpiones; Buthidae
Product: transcription factor 21-like
Exons: 1
Coding region: 227-1129 (300 amino acids)
Biological process (GO): regulation of transcription by RNA polymerase II; developmental process
Molecular function (GO): DNA-binding transcription factor activity, RNA polymerase II-specific; protein dimerization activity; RNA polymerase II transcription regulatory region sequence-specific DNA binding
Source: RefSeq, a predicted model, not a curated record
GGUGCCGGACCAGCUCAUCUAAUCGACCAUGCCCGCAACGCACGACGUGUUAGGACCGGCUCUAGCAUAAUCUCCUCGGUCGCGAGCCAGGAGUGUAAGAGAGGCGCAAUACUAUAUCUAUAUAAACGUUGGGGCCGGUUGAUGUCGUAAUUACUUUACAUCGUGAAGGGCAGGAGGCGUCAGGCGGACGGGGCUGUUUUGGGUCCACCACGCCACAUUUCGUGCCAUGUCGGGCGCGCUCAACCCGUCAACCGGCAACGUCAGUCGUUUUCACGCCAGUCCAGCCACGGCCAGCACUUUUGCCACACCUGAAUGCGGCUCGAGUGCCGCAGCCGCAGCAGCCUCUUUUCUAGAACUAACCGGUCCUUCGGCAGCCGCGAGUUUUCCAUACGAUUUUGGUCUGACGGGUUUCCGUAGUUCUGCCACCCAUCACGCCGCAGCUAACUUCGGGGUGUCUUAUUUCGCCGCCGCCACCACUCCGGACGCCGUCGAUAAUUACUCUUCUUUGGCUUGGGACGGACAAUCGCCCUUCGCCACCGGAUACCAGAACCAAAGUAGCUUCGCCGGGGUGUCUUGUGACUUUUCCUCUUUCUCCCUGGCCGGCGGCGCUUGCCACGUACCCAGCGGACGUCUACCUGGCAUGGCCGUUCAGAGAUUUGGUGCUCAAGUUCGUAAUGGCGCCGGUUGUCCCGGCAACGGGAACACCGUCAACGGCGGAAGUGUCGUCAACGGUUCCAAGUCCAAACCGAGAAGGCGCGUGGCCACCAUGGCGCAGAGGAGGGCGGCCAACAUCCGAGAGAGAAGAAGGAUGUUCAAUUUGAACUCCGCCUUCGACAAACUGAGAAAGAAGGUUCCCACGUUUGCCUACGAGAAGAGGUUGUCUCGCAUCGAAACUCUUCGCUUGGCCAUCAUGUACAUCGCCUUUAUGACCGAAGUGGUGGGGGGUAAAGAGCCCGACGACUCCAGAACUCGGCGCGACAGACUGACCGUCGGGCCCCCCGCUUAUAAUUCGGGUCACGUUCUGGGGGAAAGUCAUCUCUGGUCGGCCACUCACGGCCAUUCGCCUCUGACCGACGGUCACCUGCCAAGAACGGAUCGUCUUAACCAUCUUUGCUCCAGACAGGUUUAAAUCGCGGUCCACCAGACGCCCAACACUUGGAAAAAGACGCUAAAGUGUCCUCCCAAUAGGCCACUUUCCGGCAACUUCCACGCUCUCUUUCGGGAAUUCCUCCGGAACGACACAGGUAAAGCCAUUGAAUACAUUUGUUUUUAUCCGAUUCGCUCGGUCUACUCGAACGGAUUAAUCUAAAAUAUCCGAUUUAAAAUGUUUGUAGGUUUCCCGUUUUUAAGGAA